This is a messenger RNA of Brienomyrus brachyistius, 2102 nucleotides long. It is a transcript of the gene sypl2a, whose product is annotated as synaptophysin-like 2a. The record is from RefSeq and is a predicted model, not a curated record. Gene Ontology annotation, cellular component: synaptic vesicle membrane; synaptic vesicle. The coding region runs from base 243 to 965 and encodes 240 amino acids. Lineage: Eukaryota; Metazoa; Chordata; Actinopteri; Osteoglossiformes; Mormyridae. The transcript has 6 exons.
CUUUAAGGUUCGACUUGGUAAUCACGUGUCCGGAGUUGCAGGGUCAAAAAGUUUGACAGAAGCCCGUGUAGACAUAUAGUUUUGUUUUGUUUCCUAUUAUUUUUAUUUUCUUUGAGGGAGGCAUCAAACGAGGUUCCUGAAACUCCUCAUCAGCAUUAUAUGCUCGUUAAUCUUGCAUAAGGACAAGGUUUUUCCGUUUUUCCAUUUCCUAUCAGAGUAGGCAGAUCUUUUCAACAGUAGCAAUGGCCGGAGUUCUUCAGCAAGUGACAUCGGGACUUCGUCUCGACCUGGGACCUCUGAAAGAGCCAUUGGGAUUUAUUCGCGUACUGGAAUGGGUUUUCUCCAUAUCUGCCUUUGCAACGACUUGUGGAUACUCCGGGACCACGCAGGUUAAAGUGACAUGUCCAGGAUCGGUGGAAGAAGACAUCAAUGCUGAUUUCCAGUACCCAUUCAAACUCCUAAGUCCAUCAUUCAAGAUCCCGAGUUGCGAUAAUGGCACCAAGUUGGACAUCAACCUUUUCGGGGACUUAUCAUCAUCGGCCGAGUUCUUCGUCUGCAUCGGCGUGCUCGGCUUCCUGUACUGCACGUUCGCCCUAGUGCUCUACUUGGGCUACCAGCACGUGUACCGUGAUGGCACCCGAGGCCCCAUGAUUGACCUGAUUGUGACGGGGGUCUUUGCCUUCCUCUGGCUGGUGUCUUCCUCAGCCUGGGGUAAGGCCUUGACUGACAUCAAGGGGUUCACCAAUCCGCAGAAACUCGCUGAAUUCAUAACCGGCUUACAAGGCUUCAAAGGAGUGUGUAAACCUGGGCAGAACCCAGUGAUGGGCCGCCUCAACGCCUCCGUGAUCUUUGGAUUCCUCAACCUCAUCUUGUGGGGGGGAAACUGUUGGUUCAUCUACAAGGAGACACCCUUCCACAAGCCCGUCAGCCCCCCUGUCAUUGAGGAGGGACCUGGAUCUUCUUAAUAGAAUCCCUCAGAAUCGCCGAUACAGCCCCCACCACUACCAGGCUCAAACCAGCCCAUCAUCCAAAGGGGGGGGGGGGGAGAUGGGUCAGGAACCCAUGAUCGUGUGUCUGCAGGAGACCUAAAAUGAGCAUGACGAUGCUCCAGUUUUCGUUGCUGGUGUUGAGCUUCAGCUUUCACAAGUAGCCAGACGUGAUUUUCACGUCAGACAGCUGGAGCCCAGGCCUGCAAGGGAAACUGCAGCAGCAUAUCCAGCCCCGUCAUCUGAUUGCUAUUAAUUAUUCUGUUUUAUCUUGUUGUGACCUUUCCAGAGUGGUAUUGCAAUUCAGUGUUUCAAGACCAAAUCGUUUGAUUUUUUUAAUUGUAAGCAACAUUAAUCCCCUCACCCAACAAUUAAUGUAGUUUGUUACAGUGUAUUGUUCAAUACUGAAAUUCAAGCACAUUUUCUUCUUUUUUUGGCUGUAUGUGCCGCAAGGUCAGCUCUAGUCAGACGGGGGUCUUGGUGACUGGUAUUUCACCCGAAACUUCAGCAACAAGAACAUGGUAACUUUAAAACCUAAAAAAGUCAGUUCGUAAUUUGCAACAUUUUGUGUAAAAGGGAAGCUACCAGCUUCUUGAACUACUAUCAUCGUUUUGUUUUAUAAACCUCAUUACAAUGCUUCAUUAGAAAUUUGAGCUGUUUGGCCUUCCCAAAGGAAUAGCCAUUAGUUUAGGCUUUUUUUUUCUAUUAGUCAUUUUUAUUAAUAUUAAUAUUGUUACUGUAAUUUCACUGUGCUUUGAUGUUUGCAUCACUAGUUGAGAUCAGGUUCAGUUGAGAAGAUUAAACUCCUGCCAUGUAGUGAUGAUGUCAGAUUGUUUCCUGCUGUAUUUCACCAAAUGGCUGUGGCACUUAAGUAGCUGGCAGUGAGUCGUCUUUUUAAGCAUCUUUCUGUUUUGUUUAUGCACUGCAUCAGGUUUCAAAUUGAAGUAGUUGACAUAUACUGGCUGAUUCUGUUAAAGUGUGCUUUAACCAGUUGAUUACUAAGUGGGCGGGUUUGUUUUCCUAAUGAUACAAGGCUUCUGAAUGUAAUGAUUUGUCUUUCUCUGGCGUUCUGAGCAGACUUCUCUCUUCUGUGUUAUUAAAGAAGCUGCAAAACUU